Sinocyclocheilus grahami is the source of this 2312-nucleotide messenger RNA. Its product is annotated as protein unc-45 homolog A-like. The transcript is spliced from 14 exons. Gene Ontology annotation, cellular component: cytoplasm. The record is from RefSeq and is a predicted model, not a curated record. Gene Ontology annotation, molecular function: Hsp90 protein binding. NCBI's taxonomy places the organism in Eukaryota, Metazoa, Chordata, Actinopteri, Cypriniformes, Cyprinidae. Bases 188 to 2185 code for a protein of 665 amino acids.
UCAUCAUUGCGCAUCAAAACCAGGAAGCGCAGAGGCAGAACAGUCGAGAACAGAGUGAACAGAAACACUGCAGAGUUUGAGAGCACUGGGAAUAUUUUACGGCGUUUUUAAAACAAGUAGAAAUAUCUUAGAUUGUAUUAAAGCCCCGAACGGUUUUUUCUGAAAAACGAAAACGACGCAGUGAAAGAUGUCCCAGGACUCCUCUACGCUGAGGGAGGAAGGAAACAACCAUUUUAAAGCCGGUGAUGUGCAACAAGCUCUCAGCUGCUACACCAAAGCUCUAAAGAUCAGCGACUGUCAAUCUGAGAGUGCGGUUCUGUACCGCAACCGAGCAGCAUGCUAUCUUAAACUUGAAGACCAUACCAAAGCAGAGGCAGAUGCCACCAAAGCUUUGGACGUGGAUCAAGGUGACGUCAAGGCCCGAUUCCGUCGAGCACAGGCUCUGCAGAAGCUCGGACGGUUAGACCAGGCGUUUACGGACGCUCAGAAAUGUGCACAGCUGGAACCCAAGAAUAAAGCUUUCCAGGACCUGCUUAGACAGCUAGGAGCACAGAUCCAGCAGAAGGCAGCACAGCUCUCCUCCACAGACUCACGAGUUCAACAGAUGUUCAAACUCCUUCUGGACAGUUCAGCGCCAAUUACAGACAGACAGAAGGCUGCUCAGAAUCUGGUUGUGCUUUCACGGGAGGACGCAGGCGCUGAGCAGAUCUUCCGAAAUGAUGGAGUCAAACUCCUCCAGAAUCUUCUUGACUCCCAGCAGGAGGAUCUGAUCCUUUCUGCUCUCAGAACUCUGGUUGGCCUGUGCACCGGACACCAGUCAAGGACCAUGGCCAUUGUGAACGAGGUGGGCAUGGACAGAUUGUGUGGCGUCAUGGGUUCUGCUGCUUCCACCGUGUCUCUUUCAGCAUGCCAUCUGAUCCAGGUGAUGUUCGAGGCUCUUACGGAGGGCAUGAAGAAAGAGAUCAGAGGGAAGGAUGAGGCCAUACUGCCAGGUGAGACACCAGCCUUCACUUUGAGAGGCUUGUGCAAGCUUGGCUCCGCUGGAGGCACUGAUUUCAGCAUGAAGCAGUUUGCAGAAGGUUCAACACUUAAACUCGCCAAGCAGUGCAGGAAGUGGCUCUGCAACGAAGCUCUUCCCCUAACAUCCCGGCGAUGGGCUAUCGAGGGUCUGGCAUACCUCACGCUGGACGCCGAUGUGAAAGAGGACCUGGUGGAGGAUAAGAAAGCCCUUCAGGCCAUGUUUGAGCUGGCUAAGUCUGAAGACAAAACAGUGUUAUACGCAGUUGGAUCGACGCUGGUUAACUGCACCAACAGCUAUGAUGUUGAGAAGCCAGACCCUCAGAUGGUGGAACUAGCUAAAUAUGCUAAACAGCACGUACCUGAGGAGCAUCCAAAGGAUGCUCGGUCGUUUGUAGAAAAGAGAGUGGUGAAGCUCUUGGAGGCCGGGGUGGUGUCAGCGUUGGUUUGUAUGGUGAAACAAGAGAGUCCCGCCCUCACAGAGGCCUGCAGAGAGUGUAUCGCCAGGGUGAUUUUGGCUCUGGUGGAGAGACAGGAGGACAGAGGGUUAGUUGUGGCACAAGGAGGAGGAAAAAACAACCCAACCAUCAAAACCACAUUUCAAUCCCACAGGCAGAAGAUCAUCAAGGAGAAAGCUGUGCCUAAAAUAGAGGGCUACAUGUUUGAGGAUCACGACAUGGUCCGUGCUGCUGCCACGGAGUGUAUGUGCAAUCUGGCAUUAAGCACUGAGGUGCAGAAGUGUUACUUGGCUACAGACAGUGACCGUCUCAAGCUUCUGGUGCUCUACAGUGGUGAAGAUGAUGAGCGGCUGAGGAAGGCUGCGUCAGGCACGCUGGCCAUGCUGACCGGAGAGAUGCCCGAGCUGUGUACACGUAUUCCUGACACAACAAGCCACUGGCUGGAGAUCUUCCAGGCUCUGCUGCUCGGUGAAAGUCAGGACCUGCGGCAUCGUGGGGCGGUCAUCGUAAUGAACCUCAUGCAGGCCGACAAAAGUCUGGCAGAGAAACUGAUGGAGAGCGAGGCUCUGGAGAUCCUCUCUGUCCUGGCUAAAGGAGACGAUCCCAAACAGGCCUCCAUUCAGAAAGCCGCCCAGCGCUGCCUGGAUCUGGCUACUGAGUACGGCCUCAUUCGGAGCAACGAGGACGGAAUCAAUGGUAAAACCAUGUGAUGCAGUAUAAGGGAGUGUUUUUUUGGUGGUUUAAAGCCUUGUCCGCUAUGGGUAAAAACAUAGCACACAUUUCAUACUGUCUACAGAGACCAAAUAUUAAGUUUAUUCACUUCCAUUCCGUCACGUG